AUGACUCAAUCCAUCCUGAUCGUCGGCGCCACUGGCAACACCGGCCGAGCUGUCGUUCAGACGCUGCCAGAGUUACUUCAAUCAAGCAGAACUCUAUCCAGCAGCCGCAUCAUCGCUCUCACCCGCUCCUCCAGCAGUCCAGUGGCACUCGAGCUGGCCAAAAUACCCGGAAUCGAAGUGAUCGAGCAGAACUGGAUUGAGAUCACCGCCGACUGGCUCCGUGAACACCAGGUUGUUAGGGCCUUCAUUGCAUCCCACAACGAGCCCAACCAAUUUGCUGAGGAGUCAACCUUCCACCUCAACGCCCUCGAAGCCGGCGUUGAGUAUGUCGUGCGAAUCUCGACAACGGCUGCAAAUGUGCGCCCGGAUUGCCCUGCCUACUAUACGCGCCAGCACUGGGCUAUAGAGACUCUCCUCGGCUCGCCCGAAUUCAACAAUAUGAAAUGGACGUCUCUUCAACCGAACAUCUUCUCGCCACUUGUUAUGUCGCCGGCUGCGGAGUUUAUCAAAAAAUAUCGCAAGACCGGAGAGCAGGAUACCCUGCGUCUGAUACUGUCAAAGGAUGCACCUGUUGGGAUCAUCGACCCUGACGAGGUUGGUGUUAUUGCAGCUCAUCUCUUAUCUCAAGAUGACACUUCCGUGCACAACAAGGCCAAGUACGUUUUGAAUGGUCCAGCGGACAUCACUGGAAAGCAGAUUGUCGACAUGAUUGAGCAGCAAAUUGGUGCGCCCGUCAAAGACGUCAGUUAUAAAGAUGUCUCGUUUAUCGACAUGCUGUAUGAGCACCAGUAUGCGACCAAGCAAUCGAAAAAUGUCAUCUACACAAUCAAGCGGGCCCCCGAGACAGCAUGGGAAGGAAAAUGCUCGACUUCUACCACCAGCAAGGAGAUUCUGGAGCUCGCUGCCCCAAAAAGGUCACCCGCUGAUACUUUGAAGACUUUACUGGAGGAGUAA
Molecule: messenger RNA, 954 nt
Organism: Aspergillus affinis
Lineage: Eukaryota; Fungi; Ascomycota; Eurotiomycetes; Eurotiales; Aspergillaceae
Product: NmrA-like family protein
Exons: 1
Coding region: 1-954 (317 amino acids)
Source: RefSeq, a predicted model, not a curated record